AUGAAAAUCAACCCAACCUCGCAAUGUCUGUCAUUGAUAAUUCGUUCACUGGACCAGAUCAUUCUGCCAGAACUGACCUCUAAAGCCGCAACUUCGGCUGGAGCCCAAAUCAAGCUCCAAUUGGAGGACCUCCUCAAAAGACAGGGAGAAGGAAUGAUGCUUCUGCGGGACCUCAUCGGGAAGGGAAAUGAGCUAGCCGCACGAGCAUCGACACUGCUGGAGGAUCCCUUUAUCGCGCACAGGUCGACCCGUAUCAUCCUUGUCAGCCGACAAGUUGGAGGCUUUGAUGUUCUUGCAGAACAACAUGCUAAACUCACGGCACUGAUCGACGAAGCAUGCCGAAGCCUGUGCCGUCUCACAUCGACUAGCGCUGAAGCUUCCAAGCUCUUGCAGGAGAUGGCCAUCUGGGAAUGGUCAUACUAUGAUGGGAUGGCUGCGGUAAGGCCGAAACUAUUCGAGGAUAGUGACCCCCUUUCAUCCCGGGAGAGAACCCUGCAAGGUCUGCAUCGCAACAACGGUCCGCCCUUGAGUGAAGAGUUUCUGGAGGGCUUCCUCACGCAGCGCCAUGGUCCGACAAAGGUCAGGUCUCUCGGCUUCUUACCGGGUGGUUUUGGGAAGCAGACAUACUUCAGCACCGUAACUUGGCAAGACGGCCGGACCGAAGAACUCGUCAUCAGGAAGAUGGAUCCGGUCCCUAUUAUGCUGCAUCGGCAGUUCCUGCUGGACAGAGAGUUUGAUCUGGUUAGUCUUGUACACAAGACAGGUUUCAUCUGCCCACAGCCUAUGGAUCUAGGAUGGGACGUUCCCGGUGUGGACGGCAACUUCUACACCAUGAAGCGCAUGCGCGGGGAGAUCCCAGGAAGCUUUCUCGAGGGGAAUAAGGAGGCCAUUCCAGAGUCACUGCUGUUGCACUGCGCCGAGCUUCUUGCUCAGCUGCACAAGACGCCCCUGAAACCAUUCCAGGAUCACAUAGAGAGAUUCGACGGCCCAGGCGCGACCAAUGACACGAUCGAACAACGAAUGCGCAGGCAUCUCGGCAGCUGGGACAAGUACCGCGCAGAAACUGAGCUCCUCCCGUCGCCCUUCCAGACUUUCGUGUUCGACUGGCUGCGGCGCAAUGUACCGCGUGACACGCGGUGGCCGGUCCUGCUCCACGGGGACUUUGGCAUACACAAUAUGCUCUCUGUGGGCGACCGCAUCACGGCCGUGUUGGACUGGGAAUGCUCCGACUUUGGGGCCCCGGAGCAGGACCUGGAGUGGAUUCGGCCCAGCGUCUCGGAGCACAUGGACUGGGCCAGGUUCCUCGCGCACUACCACGCGUGCGGCGGGCAGGAGGUGCGCGAGGACGUGAGGGCCUUCUACGGCAUGUGGGGGAUGGCGCGGCCCUUCCUGUCCCUUGGGAGGGCAACUCGGAACCUCCAGACAGGCGCGAAUAAGGACAUUCGAUAUGUCAUGUGUGAAUUGGGCUUCACUGGUGCCUUUUUCAAGAUGAUGCUGGGCGUGAUUGCACCCAAAGAGGAACAGGAGGAAACGCCAGUAAACAGAACCCCAAAGGGAGCUGGCAAUGGCGCGCAAGCCAAGCUAUGA
Diaporthe batatas is the source of this 1587-nucleotide messenger RNA. RefSeq lists its product as uncharacterized. NCBI's taxonomy places the organism in Eukaryota, Fungi, Ascomycota, Sordariomycetes, Diaporthales, Diaporthaceae. The record is from RefSeq and is a predicted model, not a curated record. Bases 1 to 1587 code for a protein of 528 amino acids. The transcript has a single exon.